Molecule: messenger RNA, 3250 nt
Organism: Anoplophora glabripennis (Asian longhorned beetle)
Lineage: Eukaryota; Metazoa; Arthropoda; Insecta; Coleoptera; Cerambycidae
Exons: 7
Coding region: 217-1842 (541 amino acids)
Molecular function (GO): zinc ion binding
Source: RefSeq, a predicted model, not a curated record
AAACACAAAAAUGACAAUGAGUAAAAUGAGUAUGAGUAUGGUGAAUUGAUCAUUCUAUUUGUCAGUCAAUAAGAUGUUUAUGUUUGUUAUAACGUUAUACAAUGUUUUUCUCCUAUCAAUCUCUUAAAUACCUCUGUUUUUCUUUUGGACAGAGAACCUAAAUUUAAAACAUUCUAAAGUACUGAGGACCUAUUAAGGUCUACAAAGUCUAAAGGAAUGAUUCGACAACUGCUUAUAAUGUCAGGACUAAGCUCCAGUUGUACUAGGGAUUGUUCUGGAAGAGGAGAGUGUUACAAUGGUACAUGUAUGUGCGAUAUUCGAUUCACUGGCGAACUAUGCGAUGGACCCAACUUACCAUACCAUGCAGGCAUAGGAGGAGUAUUUUUCUUCAUUGGUAUAGUUUGUGCAAUCCAACUAAUAAUGUGCAUUAUUGCGGAAUACACAAAACUCAAGGCCCCUACAUUUCUGAAAGCUUGCAAAAUAACCACACAGAAAGUUAUUUACUUUGUUAUUUGUCUUGCCAGUUUAAUCAGAGGGGCAUAUUUUAUUUUUCCGGAGUCAUUUGAAUAUGGCUGGUCACGGAGCUUGUUAUCCUCCUAUUAUCCACUAUUGAUGUCCAGUGCCUCACUUAUUGUUUGUUUUUGGGCAGAAGUUUUUCAUUUACAAGGGAUUCGUUGGGAAAAACCACAGUUUCUCUCAAAAUCGUUCCUUGGCUUCAUAACUUUCAACAUAAUAAGUUACAGUUUACUAUUUGCGGAAUUCAUAACUACACAACUGGCAGAACCCCCACCAGACGAUCCUAGCUUUUACCAUCACUUAUUUAACGGAUGCUAUGCUGUUCUGAUGUUUAUCAUCGUUGUUUUUUUCCUUAUCUAUGGAGUUGAAGUGUACUUCAAGGUUCGUGGAGGCUUUGUAGCCAAACCUUUCCAGCUUGCGAGUAAUACUUACGAAACAGAACCACUGCAAAAUGAAGCAGACUUAAGACCUCAAAUAAACAUAUCCCAGUUGCACCAGUCUCGCAUCGGCCUGUUGAGCCAGGCGUUGAUGUUGAUCAUCAUCGCCGGCUUUCUUUUCUCCGAAACCCUUUCCGAAUUCUGGAAGGCUAAAGUGCCAAUUAAUUCGCGCAAUCUUCACGAUAUAAUAUUCCGCGUGGUCGAGAUCGGUGUCGCCAUAUGGUUCCCUGCCGUUCUCUGGAACUGCAUGCAGCCUUCUGAAUUGUGGAUUUUGAACCCCCGGAAACUGUUGGCCAAAUUAGAUCAGUCCAAGAGCGUGGAUAGUUCUCCCGGGGAACAGCAAAUUCCUGUCUGCGGUGACAAUGAGGCGUUCUUGGACAAGAGGGAAUGCUGGAUUUGCUACGAUGGAGACAAAACGGAGCCUCUUAUUCAGCCAUGUGACUGCACCGGAGAUGUGUCUAGCGUACAUCAUGAAUGUCUUAGAAGGUGGCUAAUUGAAAGCUCGUCGGCAAGCAGCGAACCCUUGAGAUGCAAGGUUUGCAAAUACGAGUACGACAUCUGCAGGAGUAGCGAAGUGAAAUGGGACAGGGGAUUCACGGCUCAUCACUGGGGAAGUACGGCGGUUAUAGUAACGUGUAUGUGUGUAACAGUGGCUGGGGCAUGGAUCGUGAUCCAGCUGUUCAACAAUUCUUACAUCCGUAUGCUCAGUGCCAGCGUUGCUCUUCUUGUGGUCUACAUAUGUAUUAGGUGUCUGGGGCAAAACACUCUCAGUGCCUAUCAACGUGCCAAGGUGGCCGCAUUGAGUAUUGGCAGCCAUGUGACCACGAUCAGCGGAAACGUUAACUCUCCCUCAACUAGUGACGCUCAGCCCACUCAAACCGCACUAUAAAAAUUAGAAGAGUCGCGAUUAAGAAUAGAAUUUACCUAAAAUAAUGUGAUAAUUCAUGUAUUAAUGUAACUAAUUCCUUUAAGGUAUAUAUCUAGGCUCUAGAGCAUUACUGAAUGUAAUAGAUGUAGGGAAGUGACAAAAAUUUAAUGCUUAUCGAAAACGUACGUUUCCUGCAAGUAGAAAAAUUAAAACAGUUCGGUUCUAGCACUUCUCAAUCUCCUCUGACUCGUCUUUAUUCCAUGUACUAAUAAAUAAGACAUUAAAAGUGUCUAUGAUAAAUGUGGCAGUAAAGAAAUGGCAGAAAGUGCAAUUGAAUUUUUCCCUGUUUAGUUCUCAGUCAUUUAUUUUAUCUGUGUGAUAUGGCAUGUUGAUAUUUGUUCGAUUAUUCUUAGUUGUUAAAAAUGAUGUAUAUAAUGAUAGAUAUAUUUAGGAAGGACAGGUAAGGUAUUUUCAAAAUAGUUAAAAUUAGAUUACGUUAUUUGGUGAUAUCUAUAAAUAUAUGAUACGAUACAAGGUGCUUCACCGAGAAAAUUGUGAAUGUUCGUUUUCGGCAUACAGGGCGAUGUUCGUUUAUUUUUUCAACUCUCAAGGAAAGACACUCCUUUGUUUUAUGUGUUAACAUUUUGAUCUCGUGAUUUUUUUUGCCUUAACUGUUUGGAUGGUAUUAACCAAAAUGUGACGUCAAAGCGUGAUCACUUUUUUAUGUGAUAUGUUGAAUAGCUUUUGGUCAAACCGUAGUAGUACUGUUGCGAGACUCGUAGUUUAACCAGUCGGCAAAUAGCGAAAACUAAAAAAUUGUAAAAAUUAUUACAUCGUAUAUAUUGAAAAGGGAGCAAUUACAGACUUCCUACCUUCAUAUGAACUUUUUUAUCUUAUUUUUGGUCGGUGAAUGUUAGAAUGUCUGAAAAUUCUACUAUUUUGUCUGUGGACAGCACAGCACCUUGUAUUUUUAAGGUUUGCUUUGUUAAUUUUGUUUAUUAUGAACAUAAUCGGAGUAAUGCGGACCUGUAUAAAAAUAAUGAAGGAAUGGUUUGUUUUUUUAAAGCACCACUCAUAAAAACAUGCACAUUUUUAUGUCUACAUUACAACAUAUGUUAAACGCUAACUCACUUACUUUUCAUAAUACUUUAUUGAAAAUGUUAAUUGCAAUGUUUGUUCAUAAAUUGUUAAAAACAAAAUUCGAAGUAAGAAAUAUAAUCAUCUGAAUUAAAUAAAAAAAGAAACGGCCAAAGACGAGUAUAUUCAUUUAGGGAUUAUUACAUUUUCAAAAAUGAAUUAUGAUGAAAACAUAGAUCUGGGAUAUACUAUAGUGGCAAAUAGACUAGAAUUCGUGUAAAAGCACAUACAAUAUACAGGGUGUCUCAUAAUUAGCUGCCAACCCUGAACAGGCCGAUUCUAUGAUCAAAAC